Kalmanozyma brasiliensis GHG001 is the source of this 3765-nucleotide messenger RNA. RefSeq names its product Armadillo-type fold. Gene Ontology annotation, biological process: protein export from nucleus. Gene Ontology annotation, cellular component: cytoplasm; nuclear pore. Bases 1 to 3765 code for a protein of 1254 amino acids. The transcript has a single exon. The record is from RefSeq and is a predicted model, not a curated record. Gene Ontology annotation, molecular function: nuclear export signal receptor activity. Lineage: Eukaryota; Fungi; Basidiomycota; Ustilaginomycetes; Ustilaginales.
AUGUCGCUCGUCACGGCUAGUCCGCACUUGCAAGAGGCGCUCGCUUCGAUACAUCAAGCUUCUGCCGAAUUCACCAAUCCUGAUCCGCAGCUCAGAGCCAAAGGCGAGGCCACCUUUCUCGCCCUCCGACAGUCCGAAGGCGCUCUCGACUAUGCCGCUUUUGCUCUGGAACAUUCCCACGAUCCACUCGUGCUCUUCCAGUCAUUCAACGCUGUGCUGUUCGUUCUGCCUUCAUUAGCAGCUCAGCAGCCGAGCCAGGGUGUCGCUUCCCUCUCCCUUUUGCGGGACUUCCUUCUGCACUUCUGCGUCUCACGGAGCGAGCAGUCCAGCCGAUCAGCCGACGCAGCCGCUUCUUGGCCUCAGUACCUUCGCUCGCGUGCCUAUCAGACAGCGAUAGCAGUCGAAAAGCGUCUCCUCGGCCUCGAGCUGGCUCAGCAUGUCGGGCAGCCCUCCGGCGCCAACUCGGGUCUCGACACUGUCAUUCAAGCCCACGUCGGCCUCCUCAAUACUCAGCUUUCCAGUCUGCUAUCGCUUCCAUCGCCAUGGCCUGUCGAUGCGGCUGAGUCGGCCACCGCGCUAGCCCGCAUCGUGACGGGUCUCGGUCUCGUGCGUGCCGUGGUCGAUGAGUUCAUUUUGACUAGCGCCAACGACGUCUUCGAUUCCUGCUCUUCAGAUCGAGGUCGAUCUCAGUCUGCUCAGUCCACAUCCAAGCCUGUUGUCCCUGGAUCCGCAGUCGGUCUCAAUCUUCUUCAGCAUCGCCAGUGCAAAGCGCUCAUCCAGAAUCACGUCCUUGCUGGUCUCAUGACAGCCGUCUUCCAACUGCUCUACAACACCAUCUCGGACGACAACGCUUCUUCGAGUGCCGACUCGUGGCGCCACACCCUUUUCUUCCAGGCCGUCUCGGCCACCGAAAAGCUCUUGGGAUGGACGUUCACCCGUUUCGACCCGUUCAGCUCCAACGCGUGGCAACAGCAGUCGCGAUCACAAAACGAGGACUCCGUCCUGGCCACAGGUGUCGAUGAAGACGACGAGCCAAGCGCGGCUUCAACAUCCUCGAGCGGCAAGAAGACGCUCUCUCCGCAGCAUGUGCCUGAUGCAUUCAUACCGGUCCUGCUGUCAGAUGAUGUCGUCUCGCUCCUCAGCACAGCAUAUCGAUUCGGCUUGCGGCUGCAAGCCACAGCUUCGGCUAGCCGAGACAUCUCGUUCUCGGUGCAUCGUCUUCGACAGUGCAUCUUGUCAACCUGCAGCUUCACUCCGCAGGCACAGAAGCCGCAGCAUGUACCUGUGCUGGUAUCGCGAACAAAGCAUCUUUGCGCAACGCUUCAGUCCUUAGUGGACGAAGAAUGCGCUUCCUCCUCCAGCAUUCUUUCGGCUCGCGGAAAUUCGAUGCUCUUCCUCGCUCAGGCAUUCCAGAUCAUCGUUUCGGUCGUGCCAUUGCAAAUCCUGGCAUCAUCCCUUCAGUCCGGUGACCACAGCGCUCAGGGAAGCUUUGCAUUCAUCUCGUCCCUUUCUUCGCUCGGCAAGCACAUCUUCGGUCUUGCUUUUCAUCGACCCAAGGACACGGAUGAAGAAGACGAUCUCGCCGUCCUCACCGAGGACACCGUCGACGUCCUCCUGGCUUGCUGGCAAGCUCUCGUCUCUUCCCUCCGACAGCAGGAUACCGCUCAUACCCAAGAUACCCAUAUCCGGGUCUUUGCCCAAACGAUCCACGGCAGCAUUCGCGACCAGGUGUUUGCACCCUACGUCACGGGCCGACUCGAAGCAGCAUCCAUCGUCAGCGGCGAAGACGACAUGUCCGAGGUCGAAGAGGUAGCCGCCAAGGACAGGGACACCUACUCGGAUCAACUCAUCACCAUCGCCAACCUCGCACGCACCUCGGCCGCCGACAACCUCCGUGCGCUGGCACAGCUCGCUCAGCCUCUGUGUGACAAGCUUACCGCCAAAUCGCAGCGCCAGGCCAGCUUCACCGAUGUCGAGAUGGGUCAGACAUGGGAGCAGAUUCACUGGCUCAUCUUGAUAGCUGGACAUGUGCUCGCUGACGAUGCACAGGGCGAGACGCCCGAAAUACCCAGCGAGAUUGCGUCCAGCGGCGAACCAGAGGAUCCGGCAGUGGCACUCAUCAUGCAACUCGGUAUGCAGCUUCUUCAGCACCUGUCCGCCUUUGGCCCUGCCUCGGUAGAAGCCACCAGUCCGCAGGUCACCGAGACGCUCCUGUGGUUUACGGGCCGCUGGACGUCCUCGUACCUUCUCAUUGACGAGCGAUCCGGUUUCGCCACCAACGCCGCCAUCCAGCGCGCCUUUGGCGACCAAGCCGGUCGACAGGUCCUCACGUUCCUCCUGCAGCGCCUCUCUGAGAACCUCCAGCUGUGGAUGUCCGACUCGGACGUGCUCCAGCAGCUCGCCCAGGUCCUCUCGGCAUUCACCCGCUCGAGCGGCAUCAUGAUCCAUCUCCUCCAGCUGCCCCAAAUGGAGCAGCUCGUGUCCGGCAUCGUGUCUGGUCUCGACCAUCUGCCCGCCAACACGCACGGCGCGCUCAUUGCCUCGGUCGUCAGCUGCAUCUACUCUGGCGCCACCCACUCCGACGCUCCCACCGAACGAUCCGCCGAGUUCUACUUCAAACAGAUUACCGCCUCGAUCGAAACGCGGUUCGGGACCCUACUCUCGCGCGCCGACUUUUCCUCGAUCUCGCAGCGCUCCGAUGUGAUCUCGGCGGUGCAGACGUCGCUCGACAUGCUCGAAGGGCUAGCUACAUCCAUUCAGCCCAACUCGGCCGAGAUCGUGUACAACUUCAUCGCCAAGUUUUUCCCUGCCUUUUCGCAGCUGGUCUCGGUGUACGAUACGCGACCGGAGAUGGGCGUGUCGGUUCUGCGUGUGCUGCACACGCUCGCACUGUCGUUGGAGCUCGACUUUGGCGCGGAACCGUUCGUCGUCAUGGGUCUCAACACGGCUGUUUGGUCGCUGAUGGAGGCCUUGCAGGGGUUAGGGAAGAAGAAGACGCAUCUGCUGCUUGUGUCGGAAUCGGGCUCGCCGUUGGACGACGACGUGCCGUACGAAGGGCUAUGUUUGCUCGUGGAGCUGCUGGUGGAGCUCUCCGGGUCUGCACGGGCAGGCGUCGACGAUGGCGGAUCGGAUCAGGAGCCGACGCUGCAACCUUCCAAAUCGUCCGACGUGUGCUUGGUGGGGUUCGAACACGUACUCUCGCUGCUGAGCGCUGAACCGCUCAACGUGCCGAGGUUGAGGAAAGGCGUGGGGCGACUCACCUCAUCCGUCUUCGCGCUGUUCAGCGGUCGCCUCAUCCUUCUCUCCAGCACCAACCCGGCCUUGCUCAACAAAGCAGUAGAAGCGCUAUCGUUGUGCAUCCGAAUGGACGACAACGAGACCGCGCAGCUGGGGCUCGAGUCCAUUGUCGCACUGUGCAAGGUGGUCACCCAUCACUUUACACCACCGCCGCCACAGCUGGUGGGGGCGCUCCAUGGGGUGCUGGCAGCAGUGCUGCGACUCGUCUUGGCGGAACCGCUGGACAGUAGCCUGUUCUGGACAUGCCUCUUCGCCCUGUCGAGCCUGAUCAAAGUGUCGCGUGGAACGGAGCUGGGUCAGGCGCUCAGCAAGGCAGGCGAGGGCGUGGAGAACAGGCAAGCUUUCGACCAAGCAGCGAGGGAGCUCGUCGAGUCCGCGCUGAGCGACAGAGGUCAGAACGACGCCGACUGGAUUCACGAUAGCAAAAUCAAGCUGCCCCGAUGGAGAGGUCUGAUUCGUAUCCGGUAG